This is a messenger RNA of Tachysurus vachellii, 3367 nucleotides long. RefSeq names its product CD63 antigen-like. The transcript has 9 exons. The record is from RefSeq and is a predicted model, not a curated record. Gene Ontology annotation, cellular component: membrane. The coding region runs from base 212 to 1045 and encodes 277 amino acids. NCBI's taxonomy places the organism in Eukaryota, Metazoa, Chordata, Actinopteri, Siluriformes, Bagridae.
AUUUCCUGUGGCCAAGAAUGAGUGAAGGCAUUCUGGAUUCCAAAUUUGGUCAUUUUCCACCAGUGUAACCAAAACAUUGUGAUGAGGUAUCUUUAAACAACACAGAGUCAACGCAGCCUCUGCCAAGAACCACAUUAAAAACACUCGUGGGGCCUCUGCUUAUUUAUCGUAAGAGAAGCAGGAACCCGAGUGCCCUUUUCUUCUACUCACAAUGGCUAAAGGAAGUGCAUUCAUGAGAAGACUAUGCAUCGUUCUUAAUAUUCUCCUCGGGUUCUUAGGAGUGGUCUUGCUUCUGGUCGGGAUAGUGGCGAGCUCUUUUAAGAUUGAACCCCUGAUAAGUGGUUAUUACUGGCAAGAUGAGACUCAGAGUGUGCUCUUCAGCAUCGGAUUUGGAUUGGCUACCAUCCUGCUCUCCAUCCUGGGAGUGUAUGGGGCAUACCAGGAACAUGUCUUGGCUCUGCUUUUGUACACCAUUUUCAUGACUAUUGAAUUCAUCACUCUCUUGGCCCUGACAAUCGUAGCCAUCCUCACACAGCCACAGGUGGAGAAGAAAAUUGAAGAUAGUUUUGGAAACAUGACCUCACUUUAUAAUACGGAUGAAGUCUUCCAUCGCGAGCUCAACAAACUACAACAGGAGGCUAAGUGCUGUGGUCUGAUUGAUUACACCGACUGGAAAUAUCAGAUACCUUCUUCAUGUGAAUGUCCUCAGAACUACUCAGACAAAGAAGCCAGAUGUGUAAAUGUCAAUGUGCAAAAUUAUCGGAGCAGUGAGUUGAACAAAAAAGCAGAAGAUGACCGGAAGACAGCUCAGAGUCCACUGCGCUACGUUUAUAAGACGAAUUGUGGCCUGAUCUUAAUGAGACAUGUGAAGAAUGCCUUAAGGAUCAUGCUUGGAAUAGUCUUUACUUUAGCAACUGUUAUGCUGGCUGCUGUGAUCGUGGCCUUGCUCCUGUGGAAUAAAAUCAACAAGCGCUCGUCAAUCGCGGGCAUCUCAAAUGACGAAGACAGAACAAAGUAUGAACUCCAGCCACACAAAAAAGCCUGAAACACCUCAAAAAGAUGUCUUUCCUCAGCGUCUGUGCUUCCUGUAAUGUAUAUCACGGAUCAUCCGCAGGUUUAUUCAUGUUGUUUUCGCUAGCAACAGAUGCCUCAUGCUGUAUGUACUGGUUUUAUAGUAGAUAUGUACCAAAAUAUAGCAAAUAUGUCUUUUACAUCUUUCAAAGCUGGAAAUCCUCAUAAUAGUGCAUAAUAGUGCCUGCAAAUCAGGCAGGAAGGAUAACGACAUGAUCUCUAGAAUACUGUGUAAUAAAUUAAAAUAGAUUUUAAAGGUUCAUUAGAAACAUUGAGACAAUAACUUCUAAUUGUUCCAGAUUAAUAGCAUGUCUUAUACAGAGGUAUUCAUGAGGUAAUCAGAGUUAAUUCUGUAAUCGGCAUCGUUGCUAGUCACAGACAUAAUCCUGAACGGUCGGGAUCAAAUAAUAGUCUUAUAAACAGAGGAGCUAAUGUUUCCUAGGCUCAUUAGACAUUAUGAACAAACCCAACCGACUUGGCUUAUCUAAUGUACGUAGCAAAGCCAUGUCAAGCUUGACACAGAUGGCUUUGAUGGAGGGCGUCAGUAUUAGCAUGAAAACCGCAGCCUUGUUACCUGGUCAAUUAGGGCCUUUUUACACCAGGUCACUUCAUGUGUUUUCUCUGAUCCGAUAGCUAUCUGAUUUGUUAAAACUGUUCCAUUUACAGUUUAGGCCACAUAAAUGCGUCUCGGCGAAUCGGAUAUCGAUCCGAUCUUUCUACUCCUGCCCAAAAUGCACAUAUAUUUUACUUCAUUUCUGGGGUAAUUGACAUGUAACACGCUUUGGUGUAUGCAGUUGCUACAAAAAACAGCAUUUACUGUUUGCUGCAUUUUUGCUGGCGGCAGCAGUGCAUUUUAAGACCAAACGAGACACCUGGGUGAAAGAUCGGAGCACUGAUGGGAAAACAUAUGUUUCUGGCACGAUGCAGGACUCGCGAGUCACUUGCAAGUGACGUACUUCGGUUUGGGAGGAGUAUAGCGCUGACGUAUGUGGCUUGAACAACCACAUUCAUUUACACCUGUCCAGUUUCAUCUGAAACGCGUCCCAGACCACCUCCUGAAGGGGUUUGAACAAUCGGAUUUAUAUUUUAGACCUGGUCUUUUUACCAUUGGAUAGCUAUCGGAUCACAGAAAACGCAUGAAGUGACCAGGUGUAAAAACCCCCUUAGAGGCAAAUUAAACAGGUGAGGUAAACUGUCAAAUGGCAUUGUGGUUGAUCUAGACAACCAGUUUUAAUCGUCAGUUUUGGAAUUUAAUACUAAAAUAAAUCAGAUCAGAAGUAAUAUUAAUGCAUCGUAUCCUCAGUCUGAUUAUUAAUAGGGUCUUAUUUAUAGAACAAGAGCCACAUCAUUUAAUUCAUUAAUUCAUUACAGAAGAUCCUAUUUUAGACAAUACAAAUAAAAUAAAGCUCAUUUAAAAACACACCCAAAAAUAUCAUGCAUUUAUACAACAGGAGAAAAUCCUUUUUUUACUUAAAACGAUUAUUUUAGCAAAAUUAUAAAAUAAAUCCUAUGAUUUAUUGGUCAAUGUAACCGAUUCGUUGGCUUAAAGGUUUUGCUAAAUAUUCUAUUGAUAUUCUCUAAAAUAUCAUUUGAAGCUCGUCAACUGUCUAAGUAUUAACAAUUAAAUUAAAUAAUGAAGAAGAGGUAUAUAGUACAUUAUUUAUUUAUUUAUUUUAGACUACAGAUUCGGUCGCAUGGAAUAUUUAAAACAUUUUGAAGAAAUAAUUCUAAUCGAAUUCUUUCAUUACAAGUUUGCAUCCUUUCUUUAUCCCAUUCUGUGUCACAAUUCCAAAGUAUUUGUUUAGAAAUCAUGGAAAAUGUGCUCCUUAACUAGCAAAUAACAUGAACCAAGGUCCAUUUUGGAUACUUUGGCCAUAUAUGGAAACAGUUCAGAUGGAAGGAAUGUUGUCUGUGGGAUCAGCUGGACAGGAAAGUGAAGUGUGACAUUAUGAGGGUUAAACAUUUACUUUAAACAGAACAGACUGUAAAGUAGUAAUCACCUUCAUGAUUGCUGUCUGCUACUCUUCACUAUUUAACUGCUAUUCAGAAAAAUAUACAGCUGCUCUCGCUCUAUAAUUAAAUGUUUUACUCACUGACUUUUGAGGGAAAACAUUAUUGAUGUUAAAUUUGACAUACACAGUCUACAUAUAUACCGCAGAGUAAAAGAUCUGCACCGAAGGGCACAUCAUUGUACAAACUACUGUACUGUAUCUAUCGAUGUUUUUCUUUUUUUUAUUCAAAUAUAGAGCAUAUGAUAUGAAGUUGCUUUAAGUGUAUAAAAAGCAAACCCAUGUGA